AUGUUUUGGCGCCAACCGUUCACUCUGACCAACCUGAAUGUCAUUGUCGACCCAGCAAUCUAUCUGUCAUCAUUCGCCUCGCGCAUUCCAUCGAAACAGACGACCGGUCGAACCCGACGAUCGGUUGAUCAUCCAGAUGAAAGGAAAAAGGAAGAAAAUGGAGGUCGAAUGGUCUGGUCUGAUCGAGGAGGAGGCAAGGGUGUCAUUGAGGAAGAAUAA
Molecule: messenger RNA, 219 nt
Organism: Cercopithifilaria johnstoni
Lineage: Eukaryota; Metazoa; Nematoda; Chromadorea; Rhabditida; Onchocercidae
Source: the annotation of a GenBank genome assembly